Molecule: messenger RNA, 1389 nt
Organism: Emiliania huxleyi CCMP1516
Lineage: Eukaryota; Haptophyta; Isochrysidales; Noelaerhabdaceae
Exons: 1
Source: RefSeq, a predicted model, not a curated record
AGGCGGAUGCUCCGGCUGGUCGAGUCGGUUCUCUCCAUCUCGCGCUACACAGACGCGGUGGACGCGCCGCGGCUCGCGGGCUCCGCCAAGCGGAGGCAGCUGCAGAUGCGCGAGUUCGACUCCGUCUUCACCGCGAUCGUCCUCUGCUGCGACUACGUCAAGGGGCAGGAGCUGGCGGCGCGACAGACCUCGAGCCGCGACUACGGGGUGCUCCUCCAGACCAUCUUCGAGACGGCGCGCCGCUACAAGAUCAUCAACCCCGAGAAGAUGGGCGACACGUACGCGAAGCUCGUCUACCUUCUCCAGGACGCAGCCGCGCCGUGGGCAGAGGAGCACCUCGAGUUCUCGCCCGUGGCGCCCGUCCGGACCGUGCACGCGAGGCUCGAGGAGCUCGGCGCCGCCGACAUGCUCUCCGACCCGCUCAUCGCGACCGCGACGCAGACCAUCGCGCCGGAGCCGGGCAAGGCGCGCUACACGAUCGAGCGCGAGAUCAAGGCGAAGGAGCGCGCCAUCGAGACGCUCGCCGCGCGAUACCGCGGCGCCGCCUGCGAGCCGGACGAGCUGCGGCGCUGCAUCUACUCGAUCGGAGACAACCACGCCUACCUCUACCAGGCCCGCGACCCAGUCGACCGCGUCAUCUCGCUGCUCCUCUCCCACUUCGGCGGCGAGGGCGGCGCGGGCGAGGGCGGCGCGGGCGAGGGCGGCGCGGGCGGCGGCUCUCUCGCGAUCGAGCUCGGGCGGGAGGGGGCUCGGCUCACGCACUCGCACGCGCGGCAGCACGCUUUUGUGCUGCAGACGCUCACGCUGUGGCGCGAGAUUGCGAACGACAUGUUCCGGCUGUGGCACCUCGCCGAGCAGGACCUGCUCGACCCGAGCAACCCGUACGAGCAGCGCGACACGGGGCAGGGGCUGCAGCGCGUGCAGGAGGCGCCGCGCACUCGCGCCGCGCUGCUCGAGCUGCUGCGCGCGACGCAGCUCAAGGCGAGCGGAGGGUGGGUGGGCUCGUCGCUGGUGCACCUGGGCGACUCGAACGUCCCAAACGCGCUGCUCUUCAUCGACAAGUACUCGCAGGUGGAGCACAUCCUCAACCCGCUCCUCGCCACCCUCGACGCGCUCCCGAAGCUGCACGCCGACGACCAAAAGAUCGGCGCCUGGAUCGACGCGACCUUUGGCGGCGUGCGCGCGCUCACGCGCGCCAUCCUGCGCGACUUCUUCCGCUUCGCCUUUGACGGCUCGGGCGGCGACAACUUUUUCGACGCCGGGUCCUGCAUCGACGGCCGACUCACGUCGGCGUGGAACUGGUGCUCGCAGCUGCCGGAGAAGCCCUUCUACAUCGUCUUCACCCUGGCCGGCUUCACCUCGUUUGACGGAAGCCUUGGCGGGAGCUGA